AUGGCAUCAAACACAGUCGUUGGAGUACUAUUUCAAGAAGGAACUUCUGAGGAAAAUCUUCCAAUUCCGCCAAAGAAGGAUAAAGACGGUGAAAUCAUAGCAUCAUCUGUUCCUCUUGAUUUAGAUUAUUACACUAAAGAACAAGCAGUUGUUAUCCAAGUGAAUGCCAAGGCAAAAAAUCUAUUGUACAAUGCUAUAAGCGGAGAAGAAUAUGAAAAGAUAUCUAGCUGUGAAACUGCAAAGAAAAUGUGGGAUAAGUUAGAAGUCGCAUAUAAAGGAACUAACAAAGUGAAAGAGACAAGGAUCAAUCUCCCGGUUCGAGAUUAUGAUCUGUUUCAAAUGAAGGAUGGAGAAUCAGUGGAGGAAAUAUUCUCUAGGUUCAACAAAAUCCUUAGAGACUUGAAAUCCUUUGGUAGACCAAUCAGAAGUGGAGAACAAGAUAGAAAAAUUCUGAGAAGUCUCCCUACAAUUUGGCAACCCAAAGUUAUUGCUUUAGAAUGUCAGGAUAUUGACAAAAUGUACUAUGAUGAACUCGGAGGUGAUCUAAUUGCGUUUGAGAAAACACAUUAA
Molecule: messenger RNA, 570 nt
Organism: Nicotiana tabacum (common tobacco)
Lineage: Eukaryota; Viridiplantae; Streptophyta; Magnoliopsida; Solanales; Solanaceae
Source: RefSeq, a predicted model, not a curated record